AGUAACUAGUUCCUGUAAAAUCUGAGCUCUGAGCUGUAACUAGAGAUGGAACUGUCGAGGCUGUCAUAACCUUUACUUUGGAAUUACUAAUUAGUUUUGUCCAGUUUUUGGCUUUCAGAAUAUGGAUUGCGCAGCGAAAUUCAAUGAAAUAUUGUAAUAGUUUUCAUUUGUUCUACGUUGCUUUAUGUUUCUUUUCGCUGGAAAAUGUAGAGAUUAUCGACUAGUAGCGUUAUUCGUUGGAAUUAUAAACAGAGUACAGGAAGUAGUCGAAGAUUUAUUCUUAUAAGAUAUCUAAAGUGUUUAUUGUUCAUGGUUUUCAUAUGCACAAAUUUGUUGAGUUGCGUGUGUAUCAAAUCAAUUAUGGAAAGAGGUGUAUACUUCUGGAAUUAAAUUUCUUCAAUAAAACGUGAAGUACAGAGCCAAACUGGCAAAAUGGUGCUUACUGAAGUUGGAAAGUUGAUUUCGGAGUUGGAGAAAGCCGAACUGGAAGCACCGAAUGGAAUCGCAACCCCUCAAACAUAUGCCCAAUUAUUGGCACUAUAUUUACAUGGGAAUGAUCUGUGUCAUGCUAAGUAUUUAUGGAAGAGGAUACCGUCAGACGUUAAGGAAGCUAACCCAGAAUUAUGGCAAAUAUGGGUCGUAGGACAGCACAUGUGGCAAAGGCAUUGGCCAGCGGUACAUCUAGCACUUAAAGUUGAGUGGAGCGAGGAUGUAAAACAUAUAAUGAAUGCACUGAAAGAGAAUGUUCGGGAAAGAGCACUGUCUUUAAUAGCAGAAGCAUAUUCUUCGCUCAGUCUCUUUUGCGUAGUAAGAAUGACAGGACUUUCUAUGGAAGAGGCUCGUCAUACCAUCACUGAAAGAGGAUGGACCAUUGAUGGAAACACUGUGCAACCGUGUAAAGCCGAUAAGGAACAAUCUUUCUCUCAAGCAAGCCUUACCGAAGAUCAGUUGAAUAAACUUACACAAUUUGUGUCAUUUUUGGAAAAUUAGUUCCAACGGUGAUAAGACUUUGAAUGCAAUCGGUGAUCAUUAAUAGUUAACGUGGACACCGAGCGAGUACCCCUAUGUAUCUCAGACUGAUUAAUUUAAAGUUAUAUUAUUUCCUAAUUAAAUGAUGGAAGUAGAGAUACUGACGAUAUUCAUACCUUGGCACAGUUAUAGAUGUUUUUACCUAGCGAUUUUCGCCCAGAGCUGGGAUGGAUAUCGUCCCAUCGACCAAUCAA
Orussus abietinus is the source of this 1223-nucleotide messenger RNA. RefSeq names its product COP9 signalosome complex subunit 8 (gene CSN8). Gene Ontology annotation, biological process: protein deneddylation; COP9 signalosome assembly. The transcript has 4 exons. Gene Ontology annotation, cellular component: COP9 signalosome. NCBI's taxonomy places the organism in Eukaryota, Metazoa, Arthropoda, Insecta, Hymenoptera, Orussidae. The coding region runs from base 433 to 990 and encodes 185 amino acids. The record is from RefSeq and is a predicted model, not a curated record.